CUCACCUGGUCAAGUGCCAAGAAGGUCAGCCUUGGCGGGUGGGUCGGCCAGCCCAGCCGCGCCAACGUCGUCAUCCUCGAAACAGCAGCUGAGCUCGAGCCUCGUACAUACAUCUCUCAAUCAACCAGCGCGACGACAACCACACAACAUCCACCGACGGCUUACCACGCACAGCCCCGAUCUCACAUCGAAAUUCUUCUCUCUCAACAUAUCUGCGCCGAAAUAGACGGCCAAACCGACGCCUCCAGCUCCCGCCCGAUCAAUCGAUCCCGCCGUACCGCCCAACCGAACCAACCAUCACAAUGUCCGAAGACCGCCUCUGGAAGUUCCGCCGGCCGGAAUGGCUCAACAGCGCCUGGGCGCGUAACGCAGGCGUAUACGGCGCCGGCGGUCUGUUCUCCCUCGCCUUCUACACCCUCCUCGACUCGGCCGUGUGGUCCAAGUCGGCGCUCAACUCCUCCAGCCUCCACGUGACCUUUGUCGACUGGCUGCCCUUCAUCUUCUCGUCGCUCGGCAUGCUCAUCAUCAACAGCGUCGAGAAGGCGCGGCUGUCGGCCGACUCGUUCAGCUACUCGGGCUCGGGCGUCGCCUGGAAGGCCCGCGUCGUGCUGUUCCUCGGGUUUGCUGCGCUGGCCGGCGGGAUGGCUGGGGGUGUUACGGUUUUUGUGCUCAAGUUUGUGGUGCCGGGCGUGCCGUUUCCGGCGAUGACGAUGGGGGUGGAGAAUUUGGUUGCGAAUGCGCUGGUGGGGUUGAGCUCGGUGGUUUUGUGGAUCAGCCAAAAUAUGGAGGACGAGUAUUCGUACAAUCUUUCUCUGUGAGCUGGGCGUUGGAGAUAAUGGAAGGGG
Messenger RNA from Chaetomium fimeti, 845 nucleotides. RefSeq lists its product as uncharacterized. The transcript has 3 exons. Gene Ontology annotation, biological process: late endosome to vacuole transport via multivesicular body sorting pathway; protein targeting to vacuole. The coding region runs from base 303 to 818 and encodes 171 amino acids. The record is from RefSeq and is a predicted model, not a curated record. Gene Ontology annotation, cellular component: Vps55/Vps68 complex; fungal-type vacuole membrane. NCBI's taxonomy places the organism in Eukaryota, Fungi, Ascomycota, Sordariomycetes, Sordariales, Chaetomiaceae.